UACAGCAAUUAGAAGUGAACUGCAUUCAUAACUAUACAUGGACAAGAUCCCAAACAUUACCUCCCUCUCUCUCCCUCUGUCUCGCUCUCUCCCAGGUAGUGAGUUUGGUCAUGUGAUCUAGCAGGGUAAAGGUGGACUGUAAUUCUGUCCCGCUGACUGAUUCCACUCUGACAGCCACUCAGCGAGGUGCCUCAGACGCUUUACCUGACUUAACUUCCUCCCAGCCGGCCUCAACUCCACUGGGACCCCAGCUGCCAUGUCCAUCAGCCGGAAGAACUGGUCGGCUCUGUCCCGUCUGGCCCGCCAGUGGACAGUGGAGGAUGAAGAGGAAGUGGAAAGGGAGAGGAGGAGGAAGGAGAGGAGCUAUAGCAGCACUGACCCCGACAAUGACCUUUCACCUGAAAACGACCUUUCUCCCCGACACACCCCCGGAAACCAACCCACCAAUGACAACGCUCCAAGCAUCACCAGUGCGGAGCUGCUCCAGCUGGACUUUGAGGAGAUGCUCAGUGUUCGAGACGAGAGGAGGAGGAACAGACACAUAGAGACUCUCAGACGACAGAAAGGAGAGGAGGAGGGGAGAGAUGGAGGGGAGGAGGGGAGAGAUGGAGGGGAGGAGGGGAGAGUGGAGCUAUUGGGGGAUGUGGAGGAAGGGGGGAGACAGACACCUCCAAUAGACACCCCCAUCCAACCUUCACCCUCAACCCCACCCUCAUCCAUAUCUUCACCCAUACCGUCAACCCCUACCAACCCCUUAGACAGACAGCAGCAGAAUGGUUCUCAGGACCCAGGCCCAGACUCCAAACUUCCCUUCAAGUUUGUCAGUUCUCUGUCCAUCUCCUUUGAUAAGAGUCCCUCCCCCAGCGGGCAUACAAGUCCCAUGAGCCCCCUUUCUCCCACAACGCCGCUGUCCCCCGCUAGAGGAGCUCAGAGCCCCACCCACUACGGACACACAGAGGGCAGUGUGGAUGGAUCCUCAGUUAGUUUGGAGCAGACGGCCAGACCAGCCUUCGCCAGACAGAGCUCUAGGACCGUCUCCUUCAGGAUGCUGAGGAAGAAAGAGGAGGAAAGCAUGCCUUUACAGAGGAGUGCCAGCGUCCGGAUGGCCUCCAAGACAUUUGAACCCAGUAGCUUGGACCAAACUGAGGAGCAGGACAAAGCAUCACCUUUCCAAAGGAAUUCCAAACAGAGGGUGUCAUCCCGUUCCAUCCAGGAGAAGAUGGAGAGACUGGCCCAUGCAGCUCAGAAGUCUGAGUCUCUGCGUUCUCCAGACAUUGCCCAUAGGACCCUGUUCCUGCUGGAUGAGGUUUCGAAGAAGAGAUGCCUGUUUGAAAAGGAUCAGGCAGCAGCUACGUGCAGCCCUGGGGUCCUCAGACAGGAACCUCGCAGAUUCGCGUCUGGAAUCUCCGACCGCAUCAACCGCUGGGUCAGCAAGACCAACAGACCUGGCGGCUCUGCCCACAAACCCAUGGAUCUGCAUCAUGUUGAUAUCCCCAGUAAGCGGAGUGCGUUUGAGAGUGCAGGGGAGGACAGCUCUCCUAACCCAAACCCCCACACCAAGGUCGAUAAGUGAAGAAGGACUCAAUGUAAACUGUAAUUUUACAGUUCAAAAGUGCAUAAAGACUGAGGUAGGGAGAAAGAAAGAUGUGGGGAGGAAGAGAGGAAAGGGAGGUGAUUAUUUCAACACUUUUAAAGGUGACUGACCCCAACCUGAUUCAGGGAAUUUUGGGAUUGUAAUUGUAAUAGGGUGAAUCUUUCUGUACUGCCAUAAAAUGACUCUACUAGCUAUGCCAAUGCUCUCUUAACCUUAAUCUGUCUCAAACCUAACCCUAAUCCUACCAUAUUAAAUCCCAUAACCCCUGACCCCUAACCCCUAAACAUAACUCCUAAGAAUGUGUCUAACCUUUAACCCUAAAUAAAACAUUUUAUAUCAACACUUUA
This is a messenger RNA of Salmo salar (Atlantic salmon), 1941 nucleotides long. The record is from RefSeq and is a predicted model, not a curated record. Lineage: Eukaryota; Metazoa; Chordata; Actinopteri; Salmoniformes; Salmonidae.